This is a messenger RNA of Medioppia subpectinata, 1275 nucleotides long. Lineage: Eukaryota; Metazoa; Arthropoda; Arachnida; Sarcoptiformes; Oppiidae. The record is from the annotation of a GenBank genome assembly.
CAAAUUCUGAACGGUUUGUGUCGAAGCGGAAGAGCGGAACAGGAGAUCACUGAUGAAAUGAGGCGACGCUUCGAUCAGUGGUAUUUGCAACAGUUCUUCACACAAUACCGUCAAAUAGCAAUCGCUGCUCAACAGCCCAACCAUCGACGGACACCAACCGAUCCCUUACUAAUCGAUUUGAAUGCCACCACAAAUGGCGACCAUUUGCACCAAUCGAUGGCCAAUAACGGCUCGAAUCACUCGCCCGACAAACACCCGGCACUUAUGACAAUCUCGUCGCCGUCUAAUAACCAACAGCACCAACACAUGGGUUCGGUUCGCACUCGUAUUCGCACGUCAUUUGAUCCCGAAUUAGAACUGCCGAAACUUCAUCGUUGGUUCUCCGAGAAUAGACACCCGUCGAGGGCUCAGGUCAUGGAAUACGUGAAAGAACUGAAUUCGCUUGAGUCGCGCAAAGGCCGAAAGCCGUUGGAUAUAAAUAACGUGGUUUAUUGGUUUAAGAACGCGAGGGCCGCUCACAAGCGCCAGGAACUGAAGUUCAUGGGCGACCCGUCCGGCGCUGACGGCCUCUCCAACGGCAACAGUCCGGGAAAGACCGGUUCCGACACGAGUGGCAAAUGCGGUGACGACUCGAACAGAAACGGGUCGGCGAUUGACGACUACUACAGUCUCGACGAAGACUCGUCGCACGACGCGACAGAAACCCUCGACCUAUCGAUGAGACCGUCCAAAAGGGCGCGCUCUGACAGUCCAACCGAUAACGACGGGGAUUACAUCAUAACAGCCGUCAAACACGACGACGACAUUCAAAACGAUACGGAACAAAUGGAUCGAAACGAUGGGUCCAGUGAUUGCAGUGAUGGAGACGAAAGCGAUGACGAGAAGGAGUACAUCGACAAUAUGACACAUCCAUUCCCAUCGAUGGUUCACAUGAACAACAAUUCCAAUAAUAUCUCAUCGCUUCCGGAAUCGCCGGACGGCCGACGAAUUCGACGGAGCCGUACGUUCAUUGACCCGAUGUCUGAGGUGCCCCGUUUGGAGCACUGGUUCUCAGUGAACACCCAUCCGGCUCACAGUCAGAUCGUGCGAUACACCGACGAACUCAAUAACUUAGCCUAUCGUCAAAAGUUCCCAAAACUGGAGCCAAAGAACAUUCAGUUCUGGUUUAAGAACCGAAGAGCGAAAUUCAAGCGCAACCUAUCGGUGCCGACGACUACACACCUCACCUCCCAGUCCUCGGCACUCAAUAUCGAGCGUCUCAUUAAUGCACAUUAA